Molecule: messenger RNA, 4114 nt
Organism: Sesamum indicum (sesame)
Lineage: Eukaryota; Viridiplantae; Streptophyta; Magnoliopsida; Lamiales; Pedaliaceae
Cellular component (GO): mitochondrial outer membrane
Molecular function (GO): ATP binding; protein binding; ATP hydrolysis activity
Source: RefSeq, a predicted model, not a curated record
UGUGUUAUAUAAUUUAUAAUUAUUAAUAAAUUUAAGUGCGUAAAUAUAUCUAUUUAUCUCCUGGAUAGGUUUCUUGAUUUUUGGUUUGAAAAGAUAAAAAUUUAGGUUUUUUUUUUUUAAGAUUACUAGAUCAGAAAACAUGGUUGAAACGCGGCGGAGCUCUUCUACCUCUAAGCGAGCCCUUUCUUCUCCGUCAUCUUCUCUGCCCAAAGGAAAACGAUCCAAGGCUGCGGAGGCGUCUUCUUCUUCGACGAGCGAUUCACGCGCUUCGGAAGAAGUCGUUGGGGCGGUGGCGGCGAAAGAAUUGGAGGCUGGAUCGGCUGAUCUGGCUAACGGCGGCGGAGAGAAGCAGUCGGAUGAUGUGGCGGCGGAGGUAGCGCCGGAGACGGUGGCCCCAGGUGAUUCUGCUAUUGAUGUGGAGAAAGGGAAGCCCGGUGGGCCGUCCGUGAAUCGGGGAAAAAAACGGCAACUGAAAUCCAAUGCUGGUGCUGCGUGGGGGAAACUUCUCUCCCAGUGUUCACAGAAUCCUCAUGUGGUCAUGGAACGUCCUACCUUCACUGUUGGUCAAGGCCGCCAAUGUGACUUGUGGGUGAGAGAUCCAACAGUUAGUAAAUCCUUGUGCAAUCUAAAGCAUAUGGAGUCAGAGGGAGGAGAGUCACUUACGCUGCUUGAAAUUACUGGGAAAAAAGGAGCUGUCCAAGUGAAUGGAAAGAUUUACUCCAAAGAUUCCACUGUUCCUCUAAAUGGAGGUGAUGAAGUGGUUUUCAGCUCGACUGGUAAACAUGCUUAUAUUUUCCAACAACUCACCAGCAUGAAUGCUUCUGAAACGGGUGUGCCACCUUCAGUCAGCAUAUUAGAAGCUCAUGGGGGAUCCAUAAAAGGAUUACACAUUGAGGCAAGAUCAGGAGAACCUUCUGCUGUUUCCGUUGCAUCGACACUGGCAUCAUUAUCAGAUAACCAUGAUGAAUUAUCUGUUCUUCCUCCAUCGUGUCAGGAUGACGAAGAUGCGCAGCAUGGUCCUGAAAUACCAGCAUUACCUUCUGCUUGUGAAGUGUCAGACAAUUGUGUGGACACUGAAAUGAAAGAUGCUUCUGACCAUGGUGAUGGCGCCACUGUACCAGUUGUUGAGAAGACUGCUGCUCCAUCUCCUAAUGCUGCCAACGAAAAUUUGAAUGUUGAUGCUGAGAAUGGGAAGAUUCUAGCUGAAAACAAUGACUUGAGACCGUUUUUGCAGAUUCUAGCAGGCUCAGUUGCUCCUGCAUUGGAUAUAAGUGGCAGUAUAUCUAGGAUACUUGAUGAGCAUAGGGCAAUCAGAGAUCUAGGCAAGGAUUCUCAUCCUACCAUUUCAAUAUCAUCAAGACGACAAGCGUUCAAAGACGGUUUGCGACAAGGAUUACUACAGUGCAAAAACAUCGAGGUUUCAUUUGAGAAUUUUCCAUAUUAUUUAAGUGAGACCACCAAGAAUGUUCUUAUUGCUUCAACAUACAUACAUUUGAAAUGUGAUAAAUUUGCAAAGUAUACUUCGGAUCUCCCUACAGUGUGUCCGCGGAUCUUGUUGUCAGGCCCAGCAGGCUCGGAAAUAUACCAGGAAACAUUGGCCAAGGCUCUAGCUAAACAUUUUGGUGUCAGCCUCCUUAUUGUUAAUACUAUUCUAUUACCUGGUGGACCAUCAACAAAAGAAGUUGAUUCUGUAAAAGAAAGUUCCAAGCCAGAGAGAGCAAGUGUGUUUGCUAAACGGUCUGCUGCGGCACUACACCUUAAAAAACCACCCUCUAGUGUAGAGGCUGAUAUUACUGGGUGUUCUAAUGUGAACUCUCAGGUCCAACCUAAGCAGGAAGCAUCUACUGCCUCGUCAAAAAACUAUACUUUCAAAAAAGGAGACAGAGUGAAAUAUGUGGGUUCUUUACCAUCAGGGUUUUCUCCUACUCAAACUCCGAUAAGGGGUCCAACUUAUGGUUACAGAGGCAAGGUGGUACUUGCUUUUGAGGAAAAUGGCUCUUCUAAAAUUGGGGUUAGAUUUGAUAGAGCAAUUCCAGAAGGUAAUGAUCUCGGGGGCCUCUGUGAAGAAGAUCAUGGUUUCUUUUGUGCAGCUGACUUACUCCGCCUUGAUAGUUCCAGCACUGAUGACAUUGAAAAGCUCGCCAUUAAUGAACUCUUUGAGGUUGCUUCUGAAGAAAGUAAAAGUGCUCCGUUAAUCUUGUUUUUGAAAGACAUAGAGAAAUGCUUGGUUGGGAAUCCUGAGGCAUAUGCGGCCUUUAAAAUUAAGCUUGAAACUUUGCCAGAAAAUGUUGUUGUAAUUGCGUCACAUACUCAGACAGACAGCCGAAAGGAGAAAUCUCAUCCUGGUGGAUUGCUUUUCACAAAAUUUGGAAGCAACCAAACAGCAUUGCUCGACCUUGCCUUCCCGGAUAAUUUUGGUAGGUUGCAUGAUAGAAGUAAAGAAACUCCAAAAACAAUGAAGCAGCUCAGCCGCCUUUUCCCAAACAAAGUAACCAUACAGAUUCCCCAGGACGAAGCAGUACUGGUGGACUGGAAACAAAAAUUGGAUCGUGAUACUGAAACACUGAAAUCACAGUCAAACAUUGGUAGCAUUCGCUCGGUUCUCAAGCGCACUGGCCUCGAUUGUCCUGAUCUGGAGACUUUAUGCAUUAAGGACCAAGCUUUGACUAAUGAAAGUGUUGAAAAAAUUAUUGGCUGGGCUUUAAGCCAUCACUUUAUGCAUUCCUCUGAAGCUUCAUCCCAGGAGUUGAAACUUGUCAUUUCAAGUGAAAGUAUCAGCUAUGGGCUCAACAUUCUGCAAAGCAUUCAAAACGAAAAUAAGAGUGUGAAGAAAUCCCUGAAGGAUGUGGUUACUGAAAAUGAAUUUGAGAAAAAACUCCUUGCUGAGGUUGUUCCACCGGGUGAUAUUGGAGUUACGUUUGAUGACAUCGGAUCAUUGGAAAAUGUGAAGGAAACCUUGAAGGAAUUGGUGAUGCUUCCUCUGCAAAGGCCAGAAUUAUUCAGCAAAGGACAACUGACGAAGCCUUGUAAGGGAAUACUGCUCUUUGGACCUCCCGGUACUGGUAAAACUAUGCUUGCUAAAGCUGUUGCAACUGAAGCUGGUGCAAACUUUAUCAACAUAUCUAUGUCGAGCAUUACAUCUAAAUGGUUUGGUGAAGGAGAGAAAUAUGUAAAAGCAGUAUUCUCUUUGGCUAGCAAAAUUGCCCCAAGUGUCGUGUUUGUUGAUGAGGUUGACAGCAUGUUAGGGAGACGGGAAAAUCCUGGAGAACAUGAAGCAAUGCGCAAAAUGAAAAAUGAAUUUAUGGUGAACUGGGAUGGCUUGCGUACAAAGGAUAAGGAACGUGUACUAGUCCUUGCAGCCACAAAUAGACCUUUUGAUCUUGAUGAGGCUGUAAUCAGGAGGCUUCCGCGGAGACUGAUGGUCAACUUGCCAGAUGCUCAAAAUAGGGAAAAAAUUUUAAAGGUGAUAUUAGCUAAGGAAGAAUUGGCUGCAAAUGUGGAUCUUGAAGCAGUUGCUAGCAUGACGGAAGGGUAUUCGGGAAGUGAUCUGAAGAAUCUAUGUGUGACAGCUGCACAUUGCCCCAUAAGAGAAAUUUUGGAGAAGGAGAAGAAGGAGAAAGCUUUGGCAAUGGCAGAGAAUAGGCAAUUGCCUGCAUUGCAUAGCAGUGCAGAUGUUCGUCCCUUGAGUAUGGAUGACUUUAGAUAUGCACAUGAACAGGUAUGUGCAAGUGUUUCAUCAGAAUCACAGAACAUGAAUGAGCUUCUCCAAUGGAAUGAACUUUAUGGAGAAGGGGGAUCAAGAAAGAAAUCCUCACUAAGCUACUUCAUGUAGAGGGGGGUUUACCAGAGCUGUAUAGUGUUCGAUGUUUAGGCGGUUCUCUUUUUGUUAUUCGGUCUUGAGAUAUGGUUGGGAACCUGUGAUCGCGGAAUCCAAUUUCAGGUUCCUCUCUAUUGGAGAUCUCUUUUGUGAACCUGGCACUUCUGUACCAUAAUUAUUUUAUGGGUACUUCACCAGAUAAAAAUGUUGAUCAAGCUUAUCCACUAAUUUUUGGCGGCUUCACUCUGUCAUCUGUAUAUUCAAAUCUAACUCGCUAAUCUAUUUAUCUUUCUGCUU